Messenger RNA from Rhinopithecus roxellana (golden snub-nosed monkey), 2002 nucleotides. RefSeq names its product beta-1,3-N-acetylgalactosaminyltransferase 2 (gene B3GALNT2). The record is from RefSeq and is a predicted model, not a curated record. Lineage: Eukaryota; Metazoa; Chordata; Mammalia; Primates; Cercopithecidae. The transcript is spliced from 12 exons. Gene Ontology annotation, molecular function: hexosyltransferase activity. The coding region runs from base 207 to 1661 and encodes 484 amino acids. Gene Ontology annotation, cellular component: membrane.
CCGGCUAAGCCGCGGCCACCCGCGGUCUGAGGGACCGGAGGAGCGGGGCAGGUAGUAGCUAGGAGUCCCCCGAAAGGCGCCGAGCGCGAGGGCGGGCGUGCUCGGAGUGGUCGCGCGUCAGCCGCCGCCCCUCAGUCUCCGCACUUGCAGGUCCCCUCCCUCUUUGCCGGGACGCGGGAGAGCCCGGCUCGCGGCGGGGGCGGCCAAUGCGAAACUGGCUGGUGCUGCUGUGCCCGUGUGUGCUCGGGGCCGCGCUGCACCUCUGGCUGCGGCUGCGCUCCCCGCCGCCCGCCCGCGCCUCCGGGGCCGGCCCUGCAGAUCAGUUGGCCUUAUUUCCUCAGUGGAAAUCUACUCACUAUGAUGUGGUAGUUGGUGUGUUGUCAGCUCGCAAUAACCAUGAACUUCGAAACGUGAUAAGAAGCACCUGGAUGGGGCAUUUGCUACAGCAUCCCACAUUAAGUCAACGUGUGCUUGUGAAGUUCAUAAUAGGUGCUCAUGGCUGUGAAGUGCCUGUGGAAGACAGGGAGGAUCCUUAUUCCUGUAAACUACUCAACAUCACAAAUCCAGUUUUGAAUCAGGAAAUUGAAGCGUUCAGUCUGUCCGAAGACUCUUCAUCAGGGCUGUCUGAGGAUCGAAUUGUCAGCGUGAGUUUCCGAGUUCUCUACCCCAUCGUUAUUACCAGUCUUGGAGUGUUCUAUGAUGCCAGUGAUGUGGGUUUCCAGAGGAACAUCACUGUCAAACUUUAUCAGGCAGAACAAGAGGAGGCCCUCUUCAUUGCUCGCUUCAGUCCUCCGAGCUGUGGUGUGCAGGUGAACAAGCUGUGGUACAAGCCCGUGGAACAGUUCAUCUUACCAGAGAGCUUUGAAGGUACAAUCGUGUGGGAGAGCCAAGACCUCCACGGCCUUGUGUCAAGAAAUCUCCACAAAGUGACAGUGAAUGAUGGAGGGGGAGUUCUCAGAGUCAUUACAGCUGGGGAGGGUGCAUUGCCUCAUGAAUUCUUGGAAGGUGUGGAGGGAGUUGCAGGUGGUUUUAUAUAUACUAUUCAGGAAGGUGAUGCUCUCUUACACAGCCUUCAUUCUCGCCCUCAAAGACUUAUUGAUCAUAUAAGGAAUCUCCAUGAGGAAGAUGCCUUACUGAAGGAGGAAAGCAGCAUCUAUGAUGAUAUUGUUUUUGUGGAUGUUGUCGACACUUACCGUAAUGUUCCUGCAAAAUUAUUGAACUUCUAUAGAUGGACUAUGGAAACAACCAGCUUCAAUUUGUUGCUGAAGACAGAUGACGACUGUUACAUAGACCUCGAAGCUGUAUUUAAUAGGAUUGCCCAAAAGAAUCUGGAUGGGCCUAAUUUUUGGUGGGGAAAUUUCAGACUGAAUUGGGCAGUUGACCGAACCGGAAAGUGGCAGGAGUUGGAGUACCCCAGCCCCGCUUACCCUGCCUUUGCAUGUGGGUCAGGGUAUGUGAUCUCCAAGGACAUCGUCAGCUGGCUGGCAAGCAACUCGGGGAGGUUAAAGACCUAUCAGGGUGAAGAUGUAAGCAUGGGCAUCUGGAUGGCAGCCAUAGGACCUAAAAGAUACCAGCCACAGGGACCUGGUGUUUUCCCCAUUCAGGAGGUGCCACCCCAAACCUCACCAGUUAGUCCACACAUGGAGUUAUCCUUGAAGUGAUUUCAGCAUCAUUCGAAUAGAUAAAAACUGUCUACGUGCAGACUUUCUGACGCUCUUAGAACAGUUUCACCACUCUCAGAUCGGCUUUGGUUGUUUUCAACAGGACAGCCUGUGGCUGUGUGAGAAGACCUGCGAGACAGGAAUGCUGUCUUCUCCUCAGUAUUCUCCAUGGGAACUGACAGAACUGUGGAAACUGAAGGAACGGUGCGGUGAUCCUUGUCGAUGUGAAGCAAGAUAACAGGGACUUGAAUUAGCAGCAUCUAAAAUCAGGGCAGGCAAACGAUAAUCUGAGUGCAAGUCUGAGGAGUCCCAGGGUUUAGCAGUAGACUGUACGGUCUUUC